AUGACGAAAUUAAUGAAGAAGCAAGCUACUGCAAAUUACAAGGUUCUGGAUCAAGUCGAAGCUAUUAAAUUGCUUACUCUUGAUUGUUUGAGUGAGGGUGACGAAGUCGAGGCCAACAAAGACGAGAAGAACACUGGUUCUCCAAAGAGGCGUAUUCAGCGUGGUGAGCGCACGUUCGAAAUCUCGUACGCAAGCAAAGCCAGCUCCAUCAUGACCUUCAAGCGCCUCUUCGACAACGACGGUUGCGAACGAUACAUGUCAGACGCCAUCGCUCGUUUCGCUCAAGCUUUCCAGGCUUAA
Molecule: messenger RNA, 300 nt
Organism: Alternaria postmessia
Lineage: Eukaryota; Fungi; Ascomycota; Dothideomycetes; Pleosporales; Pleosporaceae
Exons: 2
Coding region: 1-300 (99 amino acids)
Source: RefSeq, a predicted model, not a curated record